AUGUUUUAAAUCAUUAAUGCUCAGUCUGGAACAGUUAAUCCAGUCUAAUAAGGAUAUUAAUAUCAGUAUUAAAUGAUAGAUUGGAAUAAUUCCUUAUAUUUUACAGUUGAAUAAAAAUAUAUACCGGCUUCUUACUAAUAUUCAAGUUAAUAAUCAAGCAGCAUUAACUAUUAUUUAAUAUUUGCUAUUCAGAAUGGAAAGUUGACAGAUUUGGGAGUAUAAAAUGUAUUUUUACAAUAUUUAAAAAUUGAUACAUCUAUGAAGACAUUGACGCAUUAUUUUGAAAUAUUAACACAGAAACAGAAAUACUUUUAGUAAAUUACAGUUAAUAAUUUAAAUUAUGAAGGUUUUUGGUAUAGUUUAGAAAUAAGAAAUGAUGCUCUUUAAAAAAGUUUAAACAUCACUUACUAUCAAAAUUCUAAUAAGAAUAUUAUAUUUCAAAAGAUAUAUUAAAAUGAAUAUUUUGCUAUUACUGAUUAUUUUUCAUAUUUUUUUGGGGAAUCAAAAAUAGUAAAAUAUUUAUAUAAUAUUUAGUCUAAAUAAUUAGGAUAUUUUCAAUUUUAAGGUGUUAUUAAAUACAAAUUAAUAGCAAAUACAACUAGAUUUACUCCAACAAGUUAAAUUGCAUGUAGUUCAACUUCUGGUUAUGCUAUGAAAAGUGUGUCUAAUUUUUCAUCAGAUUUGUAUUAUGAGUAUACAAUUAAGGACUUAAUUCUUAAAUCUUAUGGAGUUACUACUUGGGUAAAGAUAGACCAAAAUAAAGCCAUAAAAAAUAAUUAUAUAAAUGUUCUUCAUAUAUAAUUGAAUCCAAACUUAAAAUAUCAAAAUUAUGUAGGAGGUAAAUUAGCUUAAGUGACAUAUUUAAUAAAUUCUACAAAGCAAAUAGUUUAGAUUGUUUAUUAAACAUUUACUUUUCCCUAUUUACCUUAAUUAACAAAUGGUAUUGAUCCUUUAGAAAAGAGUGUCAACUAUGAAAUUGACAAUUAAUAUUCACUUUAUAAUUGGCAUUAUUUCUCAUAUUCAUUUAGAAACAAUUAGAUUUAUUUUAAUUUAAAUUUUGUGAAGUAGAAUUACCAAUUUACAAAGACAAUCACAAAUAUUAAUUAGUUUUCUGAUUUGAUGCUAGUUCUUCAUUUAGGAGGUACAGCUACAAAUAGAAGUAAUACAAAUGGAUAGUUUAAUCUACCCUACUUUUAUACUUGUCUUAAUUCUUAUACUCCAAGAUGUCAUUAUUCAUGUUCUACAUGUUCAGGAUCUUAAUCAAAUUAAUGUUUAAGCUGCACAACAUCCUCAAAUAGAUAAUUAUCAUACGAUUUCAAAUGCAUCUGUAAACUUGGAUAUUUAGAUGUGAAUUUCAGUUCAUGUUAUAAGAUUUCAUCAUCAUUAGUUUAAGAUAAAUUAGUACCCCUCUCUAAUUCAAAUGGAUAUGACUAAGAGGGUCCAUUAAUUAUAUGUAGUUAUGGUUAUUUUAAAUAUGAUGAUAAAUGUUAUCCAUGGUAAUUAUUUAAUUUAUAAAUUUGUUAGUCCUAAAUUAACAAAGAUUUAUUUUUGUCCAGAAUGUUUAUAAUAUACAAAUUCAUGGGUUUAUAACCCUGUUUGUACUAAAAAUUAUCAAUAAUAUAAUCAAAGUGAAAAUAAUACUUUUACUUAAGAUAUAAUACUGCCAUUAUCUAUAUUAUAUUUGAACAUUGAACCUUAUAUUGUUUAUUUAUUUAAUGAUGAAUAACUUACUCUCUGCACAUUCUGCAAUAGUUUGUGUGUGGCUUAUCCAUAUUCUUCAGAUUGUUAAGAGAGUAAUUAUUAUCAUUUGCAAUAAAAAAUAAUGAUAAUUUGUUCAUAAGGAGCAACUUUAAUAGAUGGAGAAUGCAAAUCAUGUUAAACAAAUUGUAAAAAAUGUAAUUAUAUUAAUUAACAAUUUGUUUGUGUGGAUGAAGAACAAAUACAAACUUUAUCACCAAGAUGUUAGUAGACAUCUCCUAAUGUCUGUAAACAAUGUUAUGAUAACAGUAAUUAUUUUUUAAAUAUGGAAUCUAACGAUUGUUAUCCAUGUUCAAUACCAAAUUGUAAAUAUUGUUUCCAAUAUUUAAAAUCUGAUAUUAAUUAUAAUACUAUCUUUUAACAUUAACCAUUCCCAUAUGAAUAAGAGGAUUUAGCUGUAGCUUGUGCAUUAUGUCAUAUUGGCUAUAGUUUUAGUUUUGUAACAGGUAAAUGUGAAAUAAAUCUUAAUUAAUUGGGAGAUUCAUGUUAGAGUUAUUACAUAAAUUAAUAAGGCAAAUCAACAUGUCUGGUUGAUACAGACUUUUCAUUAAGUAGUUCUGUUCCUGAUUGCAGAUAAUAUUUAUCAUAAUGUAUCACUUGUAUUAAAAUACUUCCAAAUUCAUAUUAUUGUUUAUAAUGUGAAUAUGGAUAUUAUGUGCAUAGUAUUUAUGGUGUUUGUAUGUCUUGUGUUGAAUAUAAUUCUUUAUAUUUAGAAUGUGAAUAAAUUUAAUUGUAUGAAGUACCAUUUAAAUAUGAAUUGACUCCUUUCUUUUUUAGUUUAACUAAAUAACAUCCUGGAUCAUAAACUAUAGACUCAUUGAAAAUAUAAGUAAAAUCUUGCAUAAGCUCUUAUGGUAUAGUCAGCGAUAUUUUAUGUUCAAAAACUGAUUCUAUAAAUUGUGAAUUUUAUGAUAAAGGAUGUAGAACUUGUUCAUCUACUAAUGAAGGAACAAAAAGACUUACUAUUCUUAAUUUAAAAUGUUCUGAUUGUCCUUAUUUUUGUGAGUAUUGUAAGCCUCGUUAAAAUUAGGAAAUAUCUUUAAUUAAUCCUUAUACAAAUACAACUGCUAUACCUAUAGAACUGACUUACAGAUGUAUUCAAAAAUCCAGUAUUCACAAUAAUAUAUUUUUUGAUAAUCGUUUAUAAUUAGCCAGAAUAUGCUCUCCAGAAAUCCCGAAAUGUGAAUUAUAUCACGCUUAGGUAAUUUAUAUUAAUUAUAUUAAGAACUUUACAAAUUUGAGAAACUUUUAAUAAACAAUGAUAUCACUUACCCCAUCUAAUAACCUACUAUAUUAUAAUCUAAGGGGUAGCUCAGGAUUUUUAUUCUUUAUUAAUUCUAGCUCUACAUAUUUAAUUGAAAAUUCCUUUUUUGCUCUAAAUGAUAUACAAAAUCAUUAUAUAUCAUAAAUUGUAAGUGUUAAAUAUACAAAAAUUACUUAUUAUUCUUAAAGUAUUUCUUCUGGUUUAAUUUUUGGUAAGCUAAGAUUUCUAAAUUUCCAGGAAAUUGAAUUUAUUCAAACUAGUAUUCUAUUUAGUAUAACUUAAUCAUCUAAAUUAAUUUUUGAGUCACUUGAAACUAUAAACUUAUUAUUUGAAAACUGUAUUAUUAAAGAUACAAAUACAACUUUUAGUUUUUAUUAUCUAAUUUUUGACUCUACAAUUUUAUAAAGAUCUUAUUAAAUUGCUAUACAAAAUCCAAAUAGAAUUAAUUUCACUAAUACACUUAUUUCAAAUAUUUCUUUAUUUAAUACAACAUUUCUAAAUUUAACAACUGUGAAUAAAUAAAUAAAUCAACUUGAUUUUCUUUAUUUUUAAAAUGUAACAUUUUUAAAUUGUUCGUUUUCUUAAACUAAUAUUAUUAGUCUAUUAGAUGUGAAUCAAUAUAAUUACAUUCAUAUAAUCUAAUUAAGUUUUAUUGAUUGUAAUUUUAGUGAAAGUUACUUCAUAAAUACAUUUGGUUUACAAUUAAGAGGUUAAUUUAAACUUGAAAAUUUAGUCAUGAAGAAUUGUUUAAUGAAAAAUUCAGCUUUAAUAAUUAUUCCAAUUACUAUAUAAACUACUAUUAGUGUAUUAGAUCUUUAAGAUAUUUAAUUUUAUGAUAGUGAUUUUAUUAGAUUAUCUUCUUCAGCUUUUAUUGAAAAUAUAAAAGUGAAAAAUAGUUACUUUUCUAAUUCCAAAAUUAUUCACAAAAUCAAAUCACUCAUUUCAUCUGCUAAAGAGGAAUAUCUUAUACAAAAUCUCGAAAUAUUUGAUUGUUCUUAUUAAGAAUUCAACAUUAUAUCAAUACCUUAAUACAGCAUAGAAGAUAUUAAAGUAACAUUAAGAACUAUUAAAACUUAUAAUCUCCAUUCACUAGAUUAUUAUUUGAAUUUGAAUUAUCCAUUAUUUUAAUUCUAAGUUACUUAGAUAAUUAUUGAAGAUAUACAAUUGAUCCGAUAACCUGGAUCUAUUGAUUUUAUCAUAAAAGAUUGUGAAUAUGUAUUCAUAUAAGAUGUUAAAAUAUUAUCAAGUUUAACAAAAAUUUCAUUUGAUUCUAUUGAAUUAAAACAAUAAACUUUAAAUACAAUAUUUAUCAUUGAAACUUAGUAAUUAAUAUUAAAAAAUAUACUACUUUAAAAUUAAUUAAGUGUUAAUGUAAUCUUUUUUUAUUUUAGUUUAAUAAAAUUACAUGAUUUAUAAGAUGGAUAUUUAAAGAUUUCAAAUUUAAAUCUUGAAAAUAUUUAACUAAUUAAACAAUCAUUUUCAGAAAUAUCAACAAUAUUUUAUAUUACAAGUUUGAUUACUUAAAAUAUAUCUAUAUCAGAUUCAAAAUUUAAUGGAAUAUUUCUUAAUGAAUUUGUUUAAGAUACUAAAAUAUCAUCAGCAGCAAUUGCAGUGAUUAUUUCAGAAUCAAGUAUACUAAACUUAGAAAAUAAUUAUAUAAAUAAUGUUAUUGUUUUGAAUUCAAGUAAUUCAAUAUUCUUGAUUUAAACUUAAUAGACUAUUCUAUAAAAUAUUACUAGUGUUAAUGUAAAUAACUUUUAAUCUUACCAUAAUACAUAUUAAUAGAAAUAAUUAAUCUAAUUUGAUUUGAUAAAUGCUCCUAUCUUAAUAAUUUCAUAGGGAGGAUUAUUUAAUUUCUUAACAUAAAAAUUAAUAAUAUUAUCUUGUCAUUUUGAAAAUAUUGUAGGAUUAUAGGGAGGAGUUCUAAGUAUCACAACAAAGUUUUUUGGAUUGAUUGAUAUUUAACAAACAAUCUUCAAUAACUCAUCUACUAAUGUUCAUAGAAAUCAAGAAGGAAGAGGUGGUAGUAUUUUCAUUAAUUCAGAAAAUUCAUACUUAAAUUUAUCGAUUAAAGAUACUUAAUUUUUAAAUUCAACAAGUGGUUUUGAAGGAGGUGUUAUGUAUAUCAAACCUUCUUAAUAUCAAUGUUAUUUGAAAUUAUAAAAUGUUACUUUUAAAGAUGUUUAUGCUGUUCAUUACUCAGCCAUAUUUUUUUAAAUAAUUGAUGCAAAUAUAGAUUCAAUUUCAUCUAUUGAAUUAUUUAAUAUAGAAAUAGAAAAUUCAUUUUUAUAAUUGCUUACAUUUUUAAAAACCUACUAAAUAGAUCUAAAUAAUUACAAUAUAAAUGAAUAAUCAGCUAUGUUUUCUCUUUAGAAUGUGUAUAAUUUAAUUAUUAUUUUAAGCUUAAUUUACUUGAAUGAUGUCAAAGUUACUGGAUUUUUUGCUUAACCAAUUCUUUACCUUACUUAUAUAAAGUGCAUUUUUUUGGAUAAAAUAAUUGUAUAUAAUAUAACUUCUUUGUUUAGUCUAUUAAUCUAUAUAGAAAAUAUGCCAUGUAAUUACUAAUUUAUUAUGAAUUUUAGUUUAUAAAUCAGCAUUUAUGGUUAAAUCAAUCCAAAUUAAUUCCUUUAAUGAAAUAGAUAUUAAUUAGAUUAAAAAAUAUUCUUAAAUUGAAGAUAUCAACUAGUAUAUCCUCAAUAAAAAUGAUUCCUUUAAUUCCAAAUCACUUUUAGAAAUAGUUCUUAAUAAUAAUCUUACAUCAGCUUCAGUUUUUUCACUCAAUAUGCAUAAUAAUAAUUGUAAAACCUGUUAAUCUGGAUUAGUUUAUAUAAAUAAUAAAUAGAUAAUAAAAAAGGUUAGAUUGAUUAAUUUAUACUUUUUUAAAAAUACAUGUGGUUUAGGAUCUUGUUUAUAGUUAAAUUCUAUAAUUAAUUAAAUUCUUCACUUUUUAUCUCAAUCAAUAUUUUGUUAUAAUUCUGCUUAAAUAGGAGGUGCACUUUAUUUAUCAAAUUUUAGAUUGAAAAUUCACGAAACAGUUUUUUUAAAUAAUAUAGCUGUUGAUUAAGGAGGAGCCAUCUACUAUUAAACUUAAAAUUCAACACAAUAAUUAUAAUUUAAGGAUGUAAGCUUUGUAAAAAAUUAAGCACAAAUAGGAGGAGCUAUUUAUGAUAAAAAUAAUUAUGAUUUAGAUUAAAUAUCAUUUUAAUUAGUUAAUAACAAAGCACUAUAUUUUGCCAAUAAUUUAGCCACAGAACCUACUGAACUAUAAUUCUAAAUAAAUAAUUAAUCUACAAUAAAAUAUAAUUUAAUGGUUGAGAACAAGACUAUAUAGAUUAUAAGUUAUUUAAAUAAUUCUAAACCAAGCAAAUUUAUUUAUAUGCCUAGUGGAAUUUCAUUAAACAACUAUUAAAAAUUCAAUAUGGAAACUAGUGCUUAUACAAUUUUAGAAUAUAAUUAUACAAUUCAAGCUGUAAAUUGUUUGAAUGAAUAAAUUUUUGAUCUAAAACAAACUUAAUGCUAAUUAAAUAUAAGUCAAAUACAAAAAACUUAAUCAAAUGAAAUAAGCAAAAAUUCUGGGAUUAUAGAUAUACUAUUUAAUGAAGAAGAAUAAAAUUAUGAUCUAAAAGAUUAGAUAUUUACUUUAGAUCCUUAUUAAAAUGAUAGUUUUUACUUAUAAAUUGAUGCAUAAUGCAAUAGUAUCCUAACAAAAGAAUAUUAUUUAAGAUUCUUUGUUAAAACUUAUCAUUGUUAAAUUGGAGAGUAUUUUGAAAAUUAAAAAUGUUUAAAAUGUGAUAGUCUAUAGGGGUAUUAUUCAGUCGAAGUUAAAAGUACAUAAUGUACUAGGAUGGAUAUUUAAAUGAUUAAAAGCACUAAUGGAGCUAUGAUAGAACUAUAACCUGGCUAUUGGAGACACUCCUUUAGAUCAAAUAAAAUUGAGUAAUGCAAAAAAUAUCCAAACAGAUGUCUUGGGGGUUGGGAUGUAUCAGAUAAUACAUGCUUUAUUGGAUCCUUAGGAGCUUUAUGUGAAGAAUGCGAUUUAUUUAAUCUAAGAGGACAAGGAUCUUAUCUAAACAAUAAGGAAAGCAUCUGUCAAUCAUGUGGUAAAUUUAGUGUUUAAUUGUUUUUCAUGAUUUUAGAGUCAAUAUGGAUUAUUCUAUUAAUUAUUCUGACUGUCAGAAGUAAUAGCUUUUCUAAUAAAUAAUUAUUUAAGCUUAAAUGCUUAUAUCGUCACUAUCAAACUAUUUAUAAACAAAUGAUGGAUUAAACUAGUACUCUUAUUAAAAUGGCUAAUAAUAAUUUUUAAAUAUUGUCAUUAAUAAGUACAUUAUAAAUUAGCAUUUUCUCAAGUUUAUCAAAUGUUGUAAUAUUUUUAGGAGAUUCUACUUAUAUAGUAACAUAUUAAUUAGAUUGUUCUAUUCCCUCAAUUGCAACAAUUCAAUACGAAUAUGCUCAUUUUAUAAUAAUUUUAUUAUUACCAUUAUUUCAUUUUGGCAGUUGUUGUUUCGUAUUUCUAAUCUUUCUUAUUAAAAAAUAUGUGACAUUUUCAAAAUCGUAUAUAUACUCUUCUAUUAUUUAUUUAUAUUGUUUAAAUUUAUAGAACAUUAUGAAAUGGUAAUAUUUAUUUAUUAUAUUGAUAUUAGGGGUGUAUCCUUAAUUACAAAACGAUCAUUAUCUGGAAUUGAUUGGAUUUAAGCUAAUGUUGCCAGUAGAUAUGAUACAGAAACACAUAGUUUAUGGUCUAUAAGAUUUAUUUAUCCAAUUUUGAUUUUCUUAGGUAUAUUUAUUCCUGCAUUCCUUUUUUAUUAAAUGAGAAAAAUAAGAAAAAUCUUAGAUGAUAAGAAUUCAAUAUAAAAGUUUUCAUUUUUAUAUAAUGAAUAUACAAAUGAAUCAUAUUAUUGGGAAAUUAUAAAAAUGUUAUAAAAGAUAUCAAUAAUUUUAAUAGUAAAUUAUUUUGAAUAAUCAAUACUAAUAAAAGGAAUAUUUAUGUUUCUUAUUGUUUUAAUUUACUAUAAACUUUGCUUAGAAAUUUAACCCUAUAAAUUAUAAUCUAUAAGUUAAAUUGAUGGUAAGAUUUCAUUUUUAUUAUCAAUCACUCUUAUUUGCAGUGUUUUAUUAUAUGUGAUAUAAUAGGAAGAACUAUAUUAUCUAAAUUAUGCAACAUAAGUAAUAAUUUUAUUUCUCAUAUACAAAUAAACAGAAUUUCUAUUGAGAAGGAUUUUUAUUGUUUAUGUUUAAAGAUUAAAUUUAUAAUUAGAUGUAUUAAGAUAGUAAAUACUAAUCAGAUUUCCAAAAAUAUAUAUUUAAUAUGUGUGUUUGAGACCUUACUUAAUGUUAAGAAAGGAAUAGGAAGAGAGAAUUUAAUAGAGAUUCAAAAAGAUACGAUAAUAUUUAAGAACUAAAUCUAGAUUAGUGAAGGAGAAAAAUAUAUAUUUGAGCAAUACUUUUAGAGAAUCAAGUUUAAUUGGAUCUUAUCUACCAACUUCUAGUCGUCCUCUUUAUACUGGAGAGAAUGGCCAAAUAUUAAAAUCAAGUGUAUGA
Paramecium pentaurelia is the source of this 8560-nucleotide messenger RNA. The record is from the annotation of a GenBank genome assembly. NCBI's taxonomy places the organism in Eukaryota, Ciliophora, Oligohymenophorea, Peniculida, Parameciidae.